Apus apus (common swift) is the source of this 2010-nucleotide messenger RNA. It is a transcript of the gene FBXO43, whose product is annotated as F-box protein 43. Gene Ontology annotation, molecular function: zinc ion binding. Gene Ontology annotation, cellular component: nucleus. The transcript is spliced from 4 exons. The record is from RefSeq and is a predicted model, not a curated record. Bases 1 to 2010 code for a protein of 669 amino acids. Lineage: Eukaryota; Metazoa; Chordata; Aves; Apodiformes; Apodidae. Gene Ontology annotation, biological process: negative regulation of meiotic nuclear division; regulation of mitotic nuclear division.
AUGUCAGACAGUCAUUCAGUAACGCUCAAUGUUCUUAAAAGAAAUAGAUUAACAUCUCCCAGCAGCAAUUUUAAAUACUCCAGUUUUAAAGACACAUGUUGCACUUCAGUAUUUCUGGACAGCAAUAAGUCAGUAAAAGAUCCUGUUGUAGAACAUAAAAAAGCAUUGAGCAUAACAAGUUUGUCGUUGCUACAAGAGCAUUCUGAGCACAUUCAUCCUAAUGCUUUCUGUCCUGUGUCAUCAUCUAUGGCAAAUGAAAUGAAUUCUAUCUCCUUAUCAGAAAAAAGAGAAGCAAAUAGAAGUGCAGAUAUUUUUGAAACUCCUAAAGGGAGUAGAAAAAACUCCUCACUACGCAGGAGGCUGCUUUUACCUAAGACUCUUCCAGCUGGCACCACUGCAGGAUGCUGUGAAAGACAAGCUGGUUCUUCAGGAAGCAGCAGGAUAAAAAUACCCUCCUGUGUUCUGAGCUCUGAAGAAAAUCUUUCACAAACCAGUCCGGAUUCUUCAGGAGAUAAAAGUUGCAGACAUCUGACAGCUAGCACUUCAGAAACCGAGGCCUCUAAUCCUGACUGCCCAAAACGGAGACUUCCCUUUUCACAGCAAAGGACUUCUACGCUAGAUGAGUCCACAUGUAAGGACCCCUUAUUGAUAGAACCAGAAUGUUUAUCUCCAAUUCAGUGUAAGGAUGUUACUACUAAUGUUAAUGAAUUCAAUGAAAGCGUCCUUAUGAAUGUUAGUGAUGGGUUACUUAGGACUCCUAAUUGUAGUGUGGUACCUGAGGCCAAUGAGGGUAAGUUCCCAACUUCUAUCAGUAGCCUUGCAGAGAACUUUAACUCUGAUCUAUGUGAUAUAAACUCUCCUCCUGUUAAGCUUGCAAGUUACUCAGUUCUUUCAACACCUGAGGACAGUGGAUACAAUUCACUUCAUUUGGACAAAUCAGGAGAAUCGUUGUCUGAUCAUGAUGGAUCUUUCCAAGAGUUCUUCCAAAAACAUAAAGAAGGUUCCAGAAUUCCGGAUAGUAAAAGAAAGCCAAGAAAACUUGUCCGGGUUAGAAGGUUAUCCACUCUUAGGGAACAGGGCUCACAGUCAGAGACAGAAGAUCAUCAUGGCAGUCCUUCUACUUCAGCUCGUAUGUUAACAGAAGAAAGAAACUUUCUCAGUGAAGACCAUCCAUUAGUUUUACAGGAACAGCCUAGUGGAGACCUAGUUGUAAGUCAGGGAGAUCUCUCAAGAACUCCAGCUCUGAAAAUAGUGCAUGAAAUUUGCUUGCAAAGACAAAGAUCAGAGCAAAAAAAAAAAUCAGAGAAUAUUGAUGGAACAGAAAUAUUUGCAUUGGAACAUGUUCUUGCUGGACUUAUUGGCAAGAAAAUGGGCCUUGAAAAAUUAGAUAUUUUAACAGAAUUAAAAUAUAGAAAUUUAAAACAUGUUCUUGCUAUAGUUUUAGAUGCUUUGACAGUGGAAAGCCUAUGCAGCAUUUGGAAAGUAAGUAAAAACUGGCGUGAAAUCAUUGUACAAGAUAAAAAUGCGGAUAUGAGGAGAAAGUUGUACAUAAAACACCUGAAAGAAGAAGCUGGGGAAUAUUUCUUGAAAGCUGAAGAUGCUGCCACAAGACUUAAUGUUCUCAAUAGAUCUGCUCUAAGGCCUGUUCAAGCUCAAGCCAGAACUCCUGUAGUCCGAACACCACCUUCCUAUACUGACCUUACACCCAGGAGAUGCAGUUCUGCUCCCCAUUCAACUAGUAAACUGGAGGAAUAUGUAAAAGUUGCUAACACUCUGUUCACUGAUGAAGCCCUAAAACCCUGUCCCAGGUGUCAAUAUCCUGCAAAAUACCAAUUGGUAAAGAAACGGGGACUAUGUAGCAGAGAGACAUGUGCAUUUGAGUUCUGUAUUUUAUGUCUGUGUGCUUUCCAUGGGUCAAAAGAAUGUAAGAGUUUAUCUGCUAAAUGGAAGAACAAAAAAGAUGCUCCUCCAGGAAGUGCCCAAAGCAAAAGAAAUGUAAAAAGAUUAUAA